CGUAGGCGGACGUGGUUUCUGGGUGAGGGGUCGAGCAAUAGAAGUCUUUAAUGGAAAUAAGUGCAACGUUUGGGAAGUCGUGGUUCAGGAGAAAAACAGGCCAGUGUGUGUUUUGUCCUCGGAACAGGGCGAGGGAGGUGUGUGGACGUGAUGUGGUCCUUCCUUCAAAUGCAAGUCUCCUGUUCUUUCAGCAGUUUUAGCCUAUAGACCCUGACUUCCCAGCAGCAAAACAAUCAAUUGAAGGAAGAAGGAAGUUCCAGGAUUUGGGAAUUGUCAUUUCUGGGGACACUCUUCACCAGAGGCUGAUACAUCUGAGCAGAAAUUUAGACCUGAUCCAGAAGACACAAAGGACAGCAUCCCAGUUGCUGGUCAUUUCCCGAAAACAAAAGAAGAUAAUGAAGACACAGAGGUGAUGCGGUGGAUGAUGUCCUGAACAGCAGCAUUCUCAUAAAUGCAAAAGCUGGUUUCCUAUGGCUGUGUCUUCCAGGGUUCCUCAUAGACCCCUGUAGGAUUAGACCAGGUAAACUCAGUGGACACAGGAGACAAACGCAAGUUAAUCUGUAGACUCAGCCUUGUGGUGGUCUGUGUUUAUCCAGGAAUGAAAUGUAAACAUCCUAGGAAAAUGGAAGCAUUGCACAACUUUCAAACACUUCUCAACGAACCCAUGUUUGAAUACAGACUUGGAAGCAGGAAGUUGAAAGUACUCUUGUCUGGUAUCACUUACAUUCGAUGAUGUGGCUGUGAAGUUGACCUGGGAGGAGUGGCAGCUCCUGGACCCUGCUCAGAAGGACCUGUACCGGGACGUGAUGUUGGAGAACUAUAGCAAUCUGGUGUCUGUAGGGUAUCAAGUUAGUAAGCCAGAUGCACUAUCCAGGUUGGAACGAGGAGAACCACCAUGGAGUAUAGAAGACAAAAUCCAUACUCGAACCUUUUCAGGAGAGAGGCCCUAUAUAUGCAGUGAAUGUGGAAAAUGUUUCAUCCGAAAGUUAAGUCUCUUUGUUCAUCAUCGAACUCAUAGGCAAUUGUCCUAUGCAUGCAUAGACUGUGGCACAGUCUUUCUCAAGAAAUCAUGGCUCACUAGACAUCAGAACACGCAUAAAGUAAAGAAAUACUUUCAGUGCAGUGAAUGUGGGAAAGCCUUCAACCAAAAGCAACAACUAAAUUUCCAUGAAAGAAUUCAUACAAAAAAGAGACCCUAUGUCUGCAGUGUGUGUGGAAAAAAUUUUGCCUCCAUGCUUGAUCAUUUUAACCAUAAAUUAAUACACACAGGAGAGAAAUAUGUAGAUUCAGUCAAUGUGGAAGACCCUUCUGCAGCGAGUCACAGCUCAUCACAUACCAGUGAUCUAACACAGGAUAAAAACCCUGUUAGUACAGUGACUCUGCAAAUGCCUUCUGUGGCAUCUCAGUCUUCAUUAAACACCAGUGGACUCCUAACAAAUAGGAAUAUAGUCAUUGUGGGACAGCCUGUUGCCAGAUGUGAACCCUCAGGAAAUAACAGAGAGUUUGUACCGGAGAGAAACCUUAUUAAUCCAGUGAAUGUGGUGGUGCCUUCGGGGAUCAAUUAUGUCUUACUUUAUGUUGCAGAAAAUGUUACUCUUCAGCUAAUCUAGUGUAGUGCAGUGAAUUACUUAAUAUGGCCCCUCUACCCAUAGUCUUUGUGACUCCCACACAAUGAUUCUGUGGGACUAUACAAAUAAGGUGCUUGUGGCUCACCAACGGGAUUGGACAACUUGCUGCUAAUGCAAAUAAGAGGUAUGGAACUGGUGAUUUUAAGAUUAUUUGUCAACUUGGCUGGGCUAUGAUUUUCAGUGGUUUGACAGUUAUGUAAUGAUGUAAUUUGUCAGUUAUGUAAUGGUGUAGUCAUCCU
Trichechus manatus latirostris (Florida manatee) is the source of this 1867-nucleotide messenger RNA. RefSeq names its product zinc finger protein 350-like. NCBI's taxonomy places the organism in Eukaryota, Metazoa, Chordata, Mammalia, Sirenia, Trichechidae. The transcript has 7 exons. Gene Ontology annotation, biological process: regulation of DNA-templated transcription. The coding region runs from base 807 to 1610 and encodes 267 amino acids. The record is from RefSeq and is a predicted model, not a curated record.